UGGAGGAAGACGUUAAGAAAUAAACCGGCAAAAUAGCGACGAGUUUCAUGAGAUUGCAUACAGACACGUACGUGGAAUUAUGCAUUAAUGGAUGACAUCUGGCAAUUGACUGGUGAAAAUGGCUUCACGAGCAAAGAGUCGUGCACAGACAGGCCGGGAGAGGCAUUCAUUUACAGUCAAUGUGAGACUGUACACAGGAGAAAUAUUCCCCCUAAAAAACAUAAGUGGUGACAUGAAAAUAUCUGACUUGAAGCAAUAUAUGGAAUUUGCAACAGGAAUACCAAUCCAUAUGCAGAGGAUAAGCUAUUUAGAUGAUGGUGACCUGCUUGACAAAUCUGAUAUACGAUCCAAUGACAUAGUGCCGAAUGCAACAUUGAAUCUAAAUGUCUGGCCAAUGUGGAAAGAAUUGAUAGAUGCAGCAUCAUCAAAUGAUGCAGAUUGGGUGUUCAGUUUAGGGGUCACAAAUCCUACAACAUACAAAACGCCACAGAGUGAUUACAUGACCAAACGAGCGAGAAAGAUUUGGUUAGAGGAGCGAGCCUUCCUUGCGCUGUUCAUAGCGGCUCACAGAGGUCAUGAUAAACUAGUUCAACAAUUAAUUGAUUGUGGUGCUGAUGUAAAUGCCUGCACGCCCCUAGGCAGAACAGCACUCCAUGUGGCUGCAGCUCAGGGCCGAGGACACAUAGUCGAUGUUCUCCUUGAAAAAGGAGCAGACAUUGAUGCUGAAGAUGAAGAUGGUGCCACUGCUUUGUCUAUAGCAGCAAAAUUUGGUCAUAAAAGUUGUGAACGACAUUUGUUCCUAUUUCGGUGGCAAGAGCGUGCAAAGCGAAUUCAGAAAAGUGACGAUCCUGAUCGAAUGGCUCAUCAGUAUUUUGAUUCAGCUUUUCCUGUGUGGAUGAAAGGGGGGCAGUGUCAACUGUAUUUCACAAACAUUCUACCACCAGGUGAAUAUGAAGGGACGGGACUCUGUUCACCUCUAAAACGACCAACCAGUUCUUCCAUGCCUGGGGCGGGUUACUAUAGAAAUGGUUCAGAUGAAGACUUUGAGACAGAUGCUGAUGGAGCUUACAUUCCAAAAGGAGGAAUGAGGCUGCCUGCAAUACGAGAGGAAAGGGCGAAGAAGUCAGGAAAGAAACAAAUCAGUUAUAAAGAUUGGUUGGGAAAGAAGACAUCUGUAGAACAAAAAGUAAUAGAUGCCAAAAAGAAAGAAGAAGACAAGAAGAGAUUAGAGGAGGAAGAUCAAAGCAGUUUUGAAAAAGAUUUGGAGAAGCGAAUGGAGGCAGAGAAAAGUCAGUCCUAUGAGACGUGGCUUGCACAGCGAGAAAAAGAGAAAACUACUUCAGAUAACCUACCACCUCGAACAACCAAAGAGCCUGCCCCUCCGGUACAUGUAGACAAAGGCCCCGGCUACCUUCGGUCCUAUCUAAGGUCUCUUGGAAAGACAAAAACGGGUGACACUUACGAGGACUGGCUUAAUCACAAAGAGAAACAAUUAGGUUUAGCUAAAAGUCCCGGUAGACCAAACUCAAAAAUGCCUGUCUCGACGUACUAGACAAACCAACAGUAGGAAUAUUCAAAUGCUAUCAAAAGUCGUAUAGAUGUACAGUGUGUUAGAGGAGUGUGACAACCACCUCGGUCCAAACAGGUUUGAAAAAAAUGUGACCCCCCUUCGGUCCAAACAGGUUUGAAAAAUGAUGUGAUGUCCACUUUUGUCCAGACAGGUUUGCUAAAGGAGGUGACGCCAUUUCGGUCCAGAAAGGUUUGAUGAAGGAUUUGGACAAAAAUGUUCAAAUAAAUUAUUUCUAGUCAUCAAACAAAACGUUUGCAACAUUUAUGUUUUUGUUCGGUUAAUAUUUACUAUUUUGGAACUUGCAAAUAUACCCCUCUGAGGUUUAAAUUACAUUCAAAUCUUGUUUUUAUCUAGUGUAUCGGAUGCUUAGAAUAUUUAACAAGACAGCUAGAUCAAGCAUGCAACUGAAAAAGUGAGUCAAAAUCUAGAUGCUUAUUGCUUGCAGAAGUUUUUUACAGGUUCUAAAAAUGACCAAUUCGGAAGCCAUUUGAAUAUUACACAAUAUGUGUACUUUUUACACUCUAUAUUCAAUGCUAAAGUUUGCUCCCCGAUAUGUAUCACUGAAAGUGUCAUUUAAUCAUCAUAGCAAGUUAGUCUUGCUAUGCAACUUUGAAAUGUUCUGUUUUUUGAAAUUUUUCAAAAAUGCACAUAAAACAAACAGUUGAAUAGAGGAAUGUUUUUAUUUCUCAGAGGAGGACAUCCUUUAACAAAUGAUGUCGGCAAUUUUGAUAAGGAAGAUUGUUAGAAAGCAGAUUCGUUGUUGAAAAUAUGACAUAAAGCAAAAAUGAAUAUCAUAAUUAUACUAGUUAGUUCUGGCUUCCUGAAACUCCUUGUAAAAUACGUAUCCUUUUAGUAGGUCAGCCUGAAACUCCUUGUAAAAUAGUAUCCUUUGGAAGGUCAGGGUUCCUGAAACUCCCUGUAAGAUACGUAUCCUUUGGUAGGCCAGGGUUCCUAAAACUCACUGUAAGAAACGUAUUCUUUGGUAGGCCAGCGUUCCUGAAACUCACUGUAAGAUACGUAUCCUUUGGUAGGCCAGGGUUCCUGAAACUCACUGUAAGAUACGUAUCCUUUGGUAGGCCAUGAAAUUAUCAGGAUAUCUCACUGAGAUUCGCAACAAAACUUUGAAAUGAUUGAAAAAAGGGCAAACAUGAUGGAAAUAGUGAAAACAUUUGAAGCUUGCGAUCAUUUCAUGCGUGUUCAUUUAUCUGAUUUAUGUAUUGGAACAAUGAUUCUUCUAUGAUAUCCUUAUACAAUAGAGACAUUCAAAUUGAAUGGAAUAGCUGAUAAUAAAUAUAUUUGAAUGGAUUCUAUUGAUUUUUGUCCUACUAGUUGUAUAGUUUCUGCUGUAUCAUAUCGAUGAACUAGUCAUUUUUCUAAUUUCUAUCUUUCAUAUAUAUUCAACGUUACAUGUUGUUGAUUGCGUGUUAUUUUUGCGUAAACUCCUGUUUUCUCAGAUUUUAUUUUUUAUAAGAACUGCCAGUGUAUGACGUGGUCAGUGUUAGACAAGUCUGAUAAGCUUUCUCAUGAUGUUUAUCUUGAUCUGUGAAUUCAGUAGAAACAGAUAUUUGCGAUUGUGAUAGCACAAGGUAUUGCUGUAUAACGUAAAGGUCUUGAACAUGUUCGUAUGAAAAGGCGAACUUUCGGCAGUUACGCCAUUUACGAUCUGGUAUUGGAAACGAUAUAAUAGGUUCCUGUAUAGUCUAUGUUAUGUUAUUACAUUAGAAUCUCCAUGUGUGCCUUUAUAUUUAUAUGGUUCCUGUGAAAAUGGUUUGUUGUAUAAAGUCUUACACGAUUUAAACUCUGUACAUUGUUGUAUUCUGUACAAGAUGUUAACUCUACAUUGUAUGUACGGUAUGCUAUUAACGUUGUUUCUCCAGGUACUACAGACCACCUAGGGCUAAUGUCGUCUUUGUUAGCUAAUGCGUAUCUCGGUAGUGUCAAAGACUGACAUUCUGGCGGAUAUUCAUCCUCAUUUCACUUGUCUUGCUUCAGCUUAGUACCGAGUUGGCCAGUUAUUCCUUAAAGUCUUUAACGAAUAUAUGAUAUUCUUUCUUUCUGUUAACAUCCGAUACAACCCCGUAUAAACGUCAAAUUGUAUGUUAGACCGUGGCAGAUGUACGUUUAAUUUAACGCCGUACGGAUAAUUUUACUAGUUGGUCGCAAAUCCAUAUGAAAGUGGGUUUUUUUUCAAAUGAAUUUAUAUAUAUAUAUUUUUUCCCCUUUGAAUUCAGCGAGAAAUAAUGAAAAUGCAGUACGACUUUCUGUUGAAGGUUAAUAAAAUUCUCGCCAGAUCAUUAGCCAAUAAGACGAUUGAUUCUCAUUGCUAUCUGAACUGGUAAAUGAACAUGUUUCACUGCUUCAGGCUCACGGGUUAUUUAUAUAAAUAAUUUCAUAGUGUAUAAAUACAUCAUUUGGCACGACAUCGCAUCGCGUUUUACAUCAAAUCUUUUCUCGAGAUGUCAAAUCAUGCGUUUUAUAGAAGGAAAAGGCUGUUUUAUAUCCAGAUUCAGUCAUCACUCUCGUUGAAUUUCUCUUAUACAGUAUGUUCUUAAUGUUAUAUUAUUUUCUAGAAAAAAUAUCUUUCUUAUCUUUGGCUUAACAAAAGGGAUACUAAACAGUAGUUUCAAUUAACCGUUUUAUUUAAAUGAUAACAGUUAAGCUGGUGAAAUGUUUGCUUAAAUGUAUCGUUAAGAUUAUAGUAAUCCCAAUUCAUCUGCUUAUGUUGCCCCGUCCACACAUUUCUUA
Molecule: messenger RNA, 4315 nt
Organism: Mizuhopecten yessoensis (Yesso scallop)
Lineage: Eukaryota; Metazoa; Mollusca; Bivalvia; Pectinida; Pectinidae
Exons: 11
Coding region: 119-1552 (477 amino acids)
Molecular function (GO): protein binding
Source: RefSeq, a predicted model, not a curated record